AUGGAGAAGGAGCGCGCCAACAAGAAAAGCAAGCGGACAGCAAGAAGAAUGAAGACGCCAUGCAUAAAGGACCCCUGUGUCGGUCUGCAAACGUGCGUUCCAAACUACAACGACGGAAGCUACAAAUGCCGAUGUCUGCGAGUCGGUUUUUCGGGUGAUUACUGCCAAGAAUGUGACACGACAAAUGGAUGGAGACGGUUCAACAUAUCUUGCUAUAAGUUUUUUAGCGAAGUGGCUAAGUGGAAAGAGGCGAAGAAGCGUUGCGCAGACAUUGGAUCAAUUUUAGUUCCAAUUCAUUCCGUCAAUGAAAAUGAUUUCAUAUCCUCCCUGCUUCCCGAUGCAGAAACCACUGCAUGGAUUGGAGCAAACGACAUGGGUACGGAGGGGAACUGGGUCUGGGUGGACAGGAAAAACUGGGGCGAGUAUGAAAACUGGUCUGGAAACAAUCCCAAUGGCGACGUCAGAGAAAACUGCGCGCUGAUACAAUCUGGACGGUGGAAUGAUGUAUCCUGCGGUUUGAGACGUUACUAUGUUUGUAAAACGAAAAAUUAA
Molecule: messenger RNA, 552 nt
Organism: Pocillopora verrucosa
Lineage: Eukaryota; Metazoa; Cnidaria; Anthozoa; Scleractinia; Pocilloporidae
Source: RefSeq, a predicted model, not a curated record